CUCUCUCACUCGGUCACCCUCCUAGACUUAGCCAUUGCUCUGUUUUCUCCACAGCCAACCAGCAACAAAUCUGCUAGCAAUUUCCAGCUGAACAAUUCGAGAAUGGAUGGGAAUGAUUCAGUUGAUCCAAAACAGAGCACUGGUGAUAUGGCAGCUUUUGUCCAGAAUUUGCUUCAACAGAUGCAAUCGAGGUUUCAAACAAUGUCUGACUCCAUCAUUAUGAAGAUUGAUGAGAUGGGUAGCAGGAUAGAUGAGCUAGAGCAAAGCAUCAAUGAUCUCAGAGCAGAGAUGGGUGCGGAGAACUCUUCUUCUCCUUCAGUUCCUGCUGUGCCAAAGGAUGAUUCCAAGUCACCCAGUGAAGUUUAACAGUUCUGUGAUAGCAUAAAUGAAUCAGGCGUCUACAACAUGGUAUUUCUAGACUCUAUUUCUUUUCCUCCCCACUCCAUAGCCUUUCUCAGAUGGAAAACCAGUAGUAUCAACUUUUGGAAGAGACAAUUAUACACCUGAUACGUGUAACCAUGGCCUUCCCUAAUAGCUAUUUUCCAUAGAAUAUUGUUAACCCUCGGGAUGCUUGCCUUCCUCCUUGCAUUGAAUACCGCAAGGUGUGGGCAGCAUGUUUUUUAUUCUCCACAGAGAAACUUCAAGGCCAUGAUUAGACCUUUUUGCUCAAUGUAUAUUCUAUGAUUUGAAUUCCA
Messenger RNA from Theobroma cacao (cacao), 695 nucleotides. RefSeq names its product heat shock factor binding protein (gene HSBP). Lineage: Eukaryota; Viridiplantae; Streptophyta; Magnoliopsida; Malvales; Malvaceae. Gene Ontology annotation, biological process: cellular heat acclimation. The record is from RefSeq and is a predicted model, not a curated record. Gene Ontology annotation, molecular function: transcription corepressor activity. Gene Ontology annotation, cellular component: nucleus; cytosol.